AUGGCGCAUACAGAGAAAAAGCUUGAUGCCGUUGUUGAUACGACUCCGGUUGGUCAAGGGAUCAAUGGUGAAACUGUUGACUUGCGGCAUGCAGACGAUGAAUUGCUCGCUGAGCUAGGGUACAAAAGCGAGUUCAAGCGCGAGUUCUCGUUAAUUGAGACCAUCGCAUUUGCGUUCUCGAUCAUGGGCAUCGUCGCGUCUGUUUCCUCAACUUUUUCGUUUCCACUCAUGGCGGGUGGCCAUGUCGGCAUGGUCUUUGGAUGGCUCAUCCCUUGCUUUUUUGUGCUUACUGUGGCAGCAUCACUAGCGGAAUUGACUUCCGCUAUGCCGACGAGUGCUGGUCUAUACUACUUCUCCGCCAAGCUUGCACCUCCAAAAUAUUCGGCAUUGGCCAGCUGGAUUACUGGUUGGGCGAACGUCACUGGGCAAGUCGCCCUUGUAUGCUCCAUUGACUUCACAUGUGCCCAGAUGAUCACCACAGCUAUUGCUGUAAGCUCCGAUGGGGCCACCAAUCUUGGUCUUGGGGCGACUUACGGGAUCCUACUCGCUAUUCUGUUCGCACACGGACUGGUGUGCUCUGCAGCAACAAAUAUACUUGCGAGAUUAAACCUGUUUUACGUCGUCAUUAACGAAUACAAUUCUGCAGUCGGAACUAGUGUGGCGGCCAUUAUCGCACUCUUGGUAGGUGCGGGGGACAACAAAGUCUCUACUGAAGAUGCUUUUACUAUGUUCGAGAACAACACGGGUUGGGCAAAUAACGGCUGGGCAUUCCUCCUAGCUUUUACAAGUCCCAUGUGGACUCUGACCGGAUACGACUCGGCCGCCCACAUAUCCGAAGAAGUGGCUGGCGCUUCUCGCGCCGCACCUAUCGCCAUCAUGGUUGGUGUACUCUUCACAGAGAUCGUGGGCUGGAUCCUCUUCAUAGCUGCAUCCUUCGCCACAACAUCUACCACAGACCUCUUAAACUCGGACUUACCAUUGCCGAUGGGCCAACUGUUCCUGAAUACCUUGGGCAAGAGGGGGAUGUUGGCGAUAUGGAGCUUCAUUAUCGUUGUGCAGUUUGUGACAGGCGCAGCUCAGGGUGUAGAUGCGUCAAGAGUGGUCUUUGCUUUCGCCAGGGAUGGUGCCUUACCUGGCUCGAGAUGGUGGAAAAAGAUGAAUAAGACUACAAGCACACCUGUGAACGCGGUCUGGUUGGUCAUGGUCUGCUCUGCCAUCAUUGGCGUACUUGGCUUUUCAGAGACCGCUCUAUCGUCUCUUGCGGGUGCCUCUGUCAUCGGCCUCUACACCUCCUACGCUACACCCAUCUUCCUCAGGAUAACAUCUGGCCGCACCAAGCUGAAGCCCGGUCCUUUCAGCCUCGGCCGAUGGUUCAUGCCCAUUGGCAUUGUGGCCGUCCUCUGGGUUGCAUUCAUCAAUGUUAUUCUCGUAUUCCCGCCCGACUCGGCGACAACGGCGGAGACCAUGAAUUACGCAGUGGUGAUCAUCGCGGCCGUGUUCCUGUUCGCGUCUAUUUCAUGGGUGGUCUCUGCGCACAAGUGGUUCACGGGCCCAAUCAAGAACAUAGAUCGCACUUCAUCCACAGAGGACGAGAAGCAAUAA
Molecule: messenger RNA, 1602 nt
Organism: Stereum hirsutum FP-91666 SS1
Lineage: Eukaryota; Fungi; Basidiomycota; Agaricomycetes; Russulales; Stereaceae
Product: amino acid transporter
Exons: 12
Coding region: 1-1602 (533 amino acids)
Biological process (GO): transmembrane transport
Cellular component (GO): membrane
Molecular function (GO): transmembrane transporter activity
Source: RefSeq, a predicted model, not a curated record